Mucor velutinosus is the source of this 813-nucleotide messenger RNA. RefSeq lists its product as uncharacterized. The transcript has a single exon. Bases 1 to 813 code for a protein of 270 amino acids. The record is from RefSeq and is a predicted model, not a curated record. Lineage: Eukaryota; Fungi; Mucoromycota; Mucoromycetes; Mucorales; Mucoraceae.
AUGAGUGUAGGUCCAGAGUUGAGUGUCAUGUAUCACCACAACAGCCAGCAAUAUUACAAUUCUUCGCCACUUAUUAUAGCUCAACAUCAGCAGUAUCGAAUCCAACAGGAACAAAGCCAACAAUACCAUCAGCCAAGAAGCCCAUUUUAUGAUCAAAUGAUAAAUGACCAGCAUAACAAACAACAACAACAACAACAACAACAGCAAAAUAAACAGCAACAUUCUCUUUCUCCACCUUUAUCAGUCGCAUCCUCUUCCUCCACAUCCUCAGGGUCAUUCUACUCUAGCCUCUCAUCCUCUCCGCCAUAUGCUAGCAACGCAUUUCAAAUUCAUGCUAGCACACUCUCCAAUGCUAUCUCUCAAAUGCGUAUAAAGAAGAAACUGCCUGCCACACUCAAUGCCUCUCAAACGACUCUCUACGCCACGCACCAGCAAUCCCAAUCUACCAAGACCAGUGCUGCCUCGUGGAACUUUACAUGGCUUGUAUUUAUGAACGAGAAAUGGGUUCCAUUCGAUAUACUGAACCAAACGAAGCUUGAGCAAACAUUGACAGUCGGAGGAACAUUUGUGGACAUCAAUGAUAGCCACUUUCCUGAUGUAAAAAGAGUGCGAGUGUUUCCCAAAAGCAAUUAUCUUAGUUAUCUCGGCGUCAAAUAUCGGUUGUCUCGGAUCAUGCAACCGGAUGCUUAUUUAGAUCAUGUGGGUGUUGCUGAAGCAAGGAAACCUAGCUCUUUGCCAAUGCUCCCAUCACCAUCAUCACCAACAGCAGACGAAGGUGGUGAUAGCCGUAUUCAAAGAGCAUGGGAAAUGUGA